Coprinopsis cinerea okayama7#130 is the source of this 339-nucleotide messenger RNA. RefSeq lists its product as hypothetical. The transcript has 2 exons. The coding region runs from base 1 to 339 and encodes 112 amino acids. The record is from RefSeq and is a predicted model, not a curated record. NCBI's taxonomy places the organism in Eukaryota, Fungi, Basidiomycota, Agaricomycetes, Agaricales, Psathyrellaceae.
AUGAAAGCCAUUUCCCUCGCCGCCGUUCUCGCUUUUGCGCUCUCGGCCUCUGCCGCCAUUAACGACCCUUGCUCGGUCAACGGCACACCUGGUAUCUGUCUCACCACCACCAGCUGCACAAACCAGGGCGGUCAGCACGCCGUUGGUUUCUGUCCAAAGGAUCCUGCGAACGUUCGAUGCUGCACCAAGAAGUGUGGACAGGGUGGCACCUGUCGCUUCGAGAACACGUGUCGCACUGGCCUCACCGCCGUAGGUCUUUGCCCGGGCCCCGCCAACUUCAAGUGCUGUUUCCCCAAGGUGGAUCGAUGCGGAGACAGGACCGGCGGCACUGGCUGCUAG